Molecule: messenger RNA, 2070 nt
Organism: Schistocerca piceifrons (Central American locust)
Lineage: Eukaryota; Metazoa; Arthropoda; Insecta; Orthoptera; Acrididae
Product: solute carrier family 22 member 7-like
Exons: 9
Coding region: 117-1760 (547 amino acids)
Biological process (GO): transmembrane transport
Cellular component (GO): membrane
Molecular function (GO): transmembrane transporter activity
Source: RefSeq, a predicted model, not a curated record
AUGCACGCUGGGCAGUUUGGCUUGCUGACAGCAGUGAACGAGGAGUUUUACAAAAGUCAUCCGGCCCUCCGGUGUACACGACGCUAGGUGCAAAACACCGCAAGAAACACCGCGCUAUGGAAGAGUGCAAAGAUACAGUUAGACACAACAUGAUUAACGAAAAUGUUAGAUUUGAAGAUAUAAUAGAAGAACUUGGAAGUGAUGGGAAGUUCCAAAUACAAAUGAACAUUAUCUUCAAUGUCAUCGCAAUAUUCUUUUCAACAAUGUCUUCAUACGCCAAGAUAAUUGCUCUGACGGUACCUGAACACUGGUGCCAUGUUCCAGGAAUAGAAAACACAAAUUUAACUCUGGAAAUGUGGAAGAAUCUUACAAUACCAAGACAAGACGGGAAAUACAGCAGAUGCCUGAUGAAGGCGCCAGAGCAAGAGAACGAAACAAUGUCCUGCAUCUACGGCUGGGACUACGACACCACAUGGUUCUCCAUGACAGCCGCAUCUGAACAGAACUGGGUGUGCGAUAAGGAACUGUACCCGAAUACCGUGUAUUCCGUGAGCCACAUCGUUUCCACCGUCUUUGGGAUACUUCUCUUUUACAUUGGAGACAGAUUUGGACGAAGGAAACAGUUUCUGCUAGGCAUAAGUUCCACGGCGUUGUCACAGACGCUGCUCCCCGUAUCAGCGUCCGUGUUUCCUCUGUACAUUGCCCUUUCCGCAGCCUCUGAAGGUGCACACUUGCCCAUGUCAGAAGCAACCAUGGCGACAGGAGUCGAGUUGGCCAGUAUCCGUCACCGUUCGUCUGUAAAUUUCUUGUCCUACGUGUCUUACUGCCUUGGUGUGAUUGCCAUGGCAUCAGUGGCUUGGUUUCUCAAAAAUUGGACAUACUUCACUCUGGUUGCAUCUAUUCCUUGUUUCAUUCCAGUACUGCUUCAUAGGUAUCUGCCUGAGUCACCGCGAUGGCUGAUAAAUAAAGGGCGCACGAAAGAGGCUUUCGAGGUCGUGGAACGUAUAGCGCGCACAAACGGAAAAGCUUUGUCCCCUGACAUCAAGAAGAAAAUUGAGUUUCUUUCUCAGCAAAUAUCAAAGAACAUGGGCAUUAAAACCAUCAUAAGCAACAAGACUCUCCUCAAAAAUACUGUUUUACUUGUGCUGAGCAGGUCAGCUGCUGGAUUUAUUGUAUUCACUCUACUUUUUUCCAACAAAAGUUUCGGCGCGAAUCCUUUUGUUGCAUACUUCGGACAAGGAUCCCUGCAACUGGCUGCUUCAUAUGUGGCUCACGCUGUCGGAAACAGGUUUGGGAGACGGAUAACACACUGUCUCGUACUACUGGCUGCAGGCUGCUUGUGCAUCAUUCUCGUAUGCUUAACCGCAGCAUCUUCAGCCCAGUGGAUCAUAACGACACUGUGCCUGGUACUACUGCUCUGCUGUAACACUUCACAUUCACUCACCAACUUGCAGAGCUUGGAAUUACAUCCAACGAGUUUACGCCAGAUAGGCAUCGCAAUUGAAUACGCCUUUGUUCAAUGUACUAUGAGUGUUCCACCUUAUAUUGCGCACGUGGGAAAAACUUAUGGAAUGUACAUCGUAUUCGGCGUACUAGCGGCUGUGACCCUAAUUAUGUCUGUUUUGAUGUCAUUUGUGCCGGAGUCAUUUAAUGAGAAUCUUCCGGAGACAAACCAAGAUAUUUCACUCUUUGGAAAGAAGCAAAAGUACUGGAGUCUUCCAAGCAGAAAGUCAAAUGAAUCAGAGAACACGACACUGUAGAAUUUUGAUGCCCAGGACAUGAUCUCUGGAAAGUGUUUCGGGGAACUCUGAACGAAAAAUGAUUAAAGAAAUUUUGUGACGAGAGUAAAUUUGUAGAUAAAAUGAGAGCAAUUCGAACUGGAAAUGAUAAUACGACAACGAAUCAAGUGGUAUAAUGGAAAUGUGAUCAGACGAACCAAUUACAUGCACAAAAGAGGUAGAUACAGAUUCAGAACAGGUAGAACACAAACCUGACGAUUCUAGCAGCUUAUACACUGUACACCAUGCAAACCAUGUUAUAUUUAUUAAAGUGUCACACUUUUGUCUCUGA